This is a messenger RNA of Colletes gigas, 2871 nucleotides long. It is a transcript of the gene Ptpmeg2, whose product is annotated as tyrosine-protein phosphatase non-receptor type 9. The transcript has 10 exons. The record is from RefSeq and is a predicted model, not a curated record. The coding region runs from base 342 to 2321 and encodes 659 amino acids. Gene Ontology annotation, biological process: protein dephosphorylation. Gene Ontology annotation, molecular function: protein tyrosine phosphatase activity. Lineage: Eukaryota; Metazoa; Arthropoda; Insecta; Hymenoptera; Colletidae.
GUGUCGCCUACAUGGUCGUGUUCUCUGUUCAAGAUGGCGCUCAACCUGCGGAGAGAACGAUGAUCGAGCGUCGAGCGUCUGAACCUGAACGAGUCUCGUACGGCGGCGGGUCUGCUAUAGCUGUGUCGAGCGUCGGACAAUGAACGAGCGUACCGGAUCGAUCUACUUGUCGUCGCGGUGAUUCUAAUCAGCCGUGAAACGCGAGAAUCGUGUUGUGCGUCGGAACCCGUGAAACAAAAUGUGCAACCGCUAUCGGAGAAUCGAAAGGCUAGAGUCAAAAAUAAGUACGUGUUAGCUAGUGUUGUGGUUUUGUCGGUUAUGACAGUGUACGUAAAGUCAAAAUGGCAGCCACGUUAACCGUCGAGCAGGAACAGGCCACAAAGGAAUUUAUAGAAGCCGUGAACAAGUGUCGGGCUGGCAGGAGAGCCGGUCCAGUGUCAUGGAGCACGGCUGUAAAAUUUUUAACAGCAAGAAAGUUUGAAGUUGCAAGGGCAUUGGCUCUCUACGAACAACACGAAGCCACCAGGAGAAGAGAAGGUCUGGCGCUUCUAUAUCCUACCCAGGAACCUUUGCUUAGCGAACUACGCACAGGAAAAUUUACAGUUUUACCUUCGAGGGAUGCAACAGGAGCAGCCGUAGCUAUUUUCACAGCGCAUUUGCAUCUCCCACAAAAUACCACGCACCAAACGACGUUGCAAGGUGUUGUAUAUCAAUUGGAUGCGGCUCUGGAAAGUGCAGAGACUCAGAAGCAUGGUCUGGUUUUUAUUUACGAUAUGUCGGACAGCAAGUACCAGAAUUUUGACUAUGACCUCUCGCAAAAGAUUCUCACCCUUCUGAAGGGUGGUUAUCCGGCUAAACUGAAAAAGGUUUUGAUAGUGACUGCACCGUUGUGGUUCAAAGCGCCGUUUAAAAUCCUUCGAUUAUUUGUUCGUGAAAAAUUGAGGGACAGAGUAUUUACUGUAUCCAUUCCUCAAUUAACGUUACAUAUCCCACGAGAAUCAUUACCACACCGUUUGGGCGGCACGUUGGAGAUACAGCAUGAGGCAUGGCUGCUCCACUGUCUUAAAUCCAUGACAAACAGAGGCGGGGGUGAACUUUGCGAGGUUACCCCCAGAGUGGGUAGUCCUCUUUCACCCACAUCAAAAAGUCACACGACUCAUCAGAAUCCGAAUGGUACUACAGUGAGUAGCUCAACUAGUCCAAUAAUCGAUAAGAGUAAAGUGAAAAAUGGGGUUUCGAAUAUCGGGGAUAUCGAGAUUACAAACGGUGAUGUCUGGAUGGGAACCGACGAGGCACCGUCUCCAGUUCAACCUCCGUCCUCGGCUAGUUCAGGUUUUAGCGACGACGAUAGCCUCCACGGUGAUCUUGGACUUCAAGCCGUUACCAUGGAACAACUUAUCGAAGACAUUCAUUCGAGGGGUCGUGCCGGUCUCAUAGCCGAAUACGCAGAGAUCAGGCAAAGACCGCCGGAAGCUUCUUUUAACCAUGCAAAAUUGAGAGUAAACCAGUCGAAAAAUCGAUACACGGACGUACUUUGCUACGAUCAUAGUAGGGUAUGCCUGUCUCAGAUAGACGGAGAUGCCAGCACCGAUUAUAUAAAUGCUAAUUUUGUCGACGGUUACAAACAAAAGAAUGCGUUUAUCAGUACUCAGGGUCCUCUUCCAAAAACGUGCGGAGAUUUUUGGAGGAUGAUUUGGGAACAACAGGCGCUCGUUAUCGUUAUGACUACUAGGGUGGUGGAAAGAGGACGCACAAAGUGUGCACAGUAUUGGGGUCCAGAACCAGGCGACGAAGUGCAAGCGGGUGGUUUCACUAUAACUACUCUCGAAGUUGAUACCAAUCCCGAUUACACGAUAUCUAUGCUUCUCCUUACAAACAACAAGACUGACGAGGCAAGGGAGGUUUGCCAUAUGCUGUACACUGCGUGGCCGGAUUAUGGUGUUCCACAGUCGGCCAAGGCUUUGCUACAGUUUCUAGCCUUAGUAAGACAACAACAAAAUAAAUUACUUGCGCACAGAGGAGACACAUGGGCUGGACAUCCACGAGGACCCCCUAUAGUUGUACAUUGCAGUGCCGGAAUAGGAAGGACAGGUACAUUUUGCACAUUAGAUAUUUGCAUAUCGCGACUAGAGGACACCGGAACCGUAGACAUUCGUGGGACGGUGGAAAAGAUCAGAGCACAGAGGGCCUAUAGUAUUCAGAUGCCAGACCAGUACGUCUUCUGUCAUCGUGCAUUGGCAGAGUAUGCACUCUCUAGAGGGAUGCUUAGCCCGCAACAUCUUGCUAUGUUACCUCCAACCAUAGAAGAAGAUUCCGACUAGAGUGCAAACUCUAUUAUCAUGUACCAGAGAUUGAUGUUCUUCCCGAGUAUGCAUAAUAGUCUCUUUACAUAGCCUACUUGUAGCUUAAAUAACUCAAAGUUAUUUUUUGCUAUCAUCUCCAUCGAUGUAAUAUUUCAAAUUUCUACCGUUUACGUUAGGCUACUACGUCUGAAAAAGAACUAGGUUUUUUUUUCAAGGCCAAACGCGCGAACAGACAAUUUCAACAUUUCUGUUCCUCGAUAUUUUGCUCCGCGAAGAAAUUCAUUAUUGACAGAAGUAUGCGCGCUCGCGCGCCUCCAUCUAUCGAAUGGCUGUUCGCGAGUAAUAAAGCGAACCUGGCACAAUCGGAUCUACCGAUUCGACUUUAACCCUCUCAUAUGUAAAUUUUAUUGUACAUUCUGAAGCGUGACUACAGAGUUAUUUAAAACGUGUAAACUGCGAAACGCCUUACUUUAUAAACAUUCCAAUUGAGAAUAAUUACUAUGUCAAUUAAAUUAAAUAUAUAUACAUAUAUCUAUACAAGCGCGAAUUAUCCUAUUUCAUAGGUUUA